This is a messenger RNA of Lactuca virosa, 468 nucleotides long. The record is from the annotation of a GenBank genome assembly. NCBI's taxonomy places the organism in Eukaryota, Viridiplantae, Streptophyta, Magnoliopsida, Asterales, Asteraceae.
AUGUGCCUUUCCGCUGAAGACGUGAGCCACCACCGCCAACCGUGGAUGCCGGCAAUACAUUGCACUGUCGUAUCUUCCUUGCUCUCAGACGCCGCCACCACUUUAGUCGCCGGACAUCGCACACAGAUGGGGAAGAACCAUCGUGACCCUCCAGCCGCCGCCUUGGUGAGGCGAUCACCACCUGGUCGCUGCUACUUCGCCGUCAUGGAGCCUCCUAGUGUCGCUGACAUCCUCCUUCGUCGUUGCUGCUUCACUUCAUCUUUUCUUCUCCCUCAGUUCGUCGAAGCACCACCACUAAAGUCAGGUCAGCCUCCGCCGCAGUCCGUACCCACUGAAGACAGAGCGGUCACCGAGGCUAGCCUCUUGUCGCCACCAUUCAUGCUGCCGUUUCCGCUCCAACUGCCGCCGUCAACCCCCUUCAAGAUCGAUGAAGAACUACUCAGUGGGUGUUUCUGCACAUGUGUGUGA